Molecule: messenger RNA, 16483 nt
Organism: Caenorhabditis auriculariae
Lineage: Eukaryota; Metazoa; Nematoda; Chromadorea; Rhabditida; Rhabditidae
Source: the annotation of a GenBank genome assembly
AUGAACUACGGCGAUUCGGACCCUCGCAGCCGAAGCGAUGGGUGAAUUCUUGUCAUUAUUUCUUUUCCAACUUUCAGAAAAUAUACUCUUCUUAACCAAAAAGUUUCAAUAAAAAUAAAUACGGCUAAAAAUUGCGUCAAAAGAAGAAAAUUAAAGAUUUCAGACUUCAUCUUACAUCUUAUUCUUAUGAUAAGAAAAAAAGAGGAUUAUAUAUACGAACUUAGAAAAUGGAGAGUUCAGCGGAGGACGGCGAGGCGUCGAAGCGACGACAUUUCGCGGCGUUCCUUCAUAUCACGAGAUUCCGCCAAGAGGAGGAAACUCCGGCAGAAGACCCAAGAGAAAGAGGUUUCGUGGAAAAUUAAGCAUUUUAGAGUGCGCAACGACAAGAAAUUCGAAAAACGUAGACGAAAAUAAACAUUUCGAUAUAUUUUUCGAGUACAUUGACUGAGCUUCAUCAUUUGUAACCUUUUUGAACAAGAUAUUUGGUUGCCUAGAGACCAGGGUUGUAUUGAAGGGUAGGGAUAACGCCUGUUAGAGCGAAGAAAAUGGAGAGAAAAAGACGCUAAAAGGCUUUUCGAAUUUUUCUUUCGAACGCAAUUUUCAAUCCAAAACGAUGAUAGAGAACGAUAGUUUCUGAGAUGAAACCUUUCUCGUCAAACAUGUCUCUGACAGUUUUUGUUCCGGUAGAUAAAAAGGUCAAAAAGUGAUGGAACGAGAUCAAAAAAGGUGUUUACUCAGAAAAUGGCGGCCAAUGGUUCCUGUUUUCAAUGAGAGAAGGUUUCUAUUCUGAUUCCGUGUUCAAAGUGAUUCCGCCAAAUCCAAAACAGCCGUCAGAGAAAGCAAAAGAUAACUGACUUUCGGAGAGUCAGAGAUAGGUUUGCAUUUCGCGGAAAACUACUUUGAACACAGCACUAAGUGUUUUUGAUGUUUUUUUUUUUUGGAGUAUCGUUUUGAUGGUUCAUGUUUGGAGUACCUUUUGGAUGGUUCCAGAGGUGGCAACCAUCAGCCGAGGAACGACCGAGAGCCUGACUACCAGGGUGAUCGGAGGUUUCUCUGUGGCCAAGGUUGGUUUAUUUUCCAAAAGUGUUGAAAGAAAAGUCGUCGCAAACACACAGAAGAUAUUUUCUUUCGACAAUCCAGAGUUUCCUGAAAGUUUUCCCUUCUAAAAGAAAGUUACGGAAAUUCAAAAAUUUGUAUGUUUGUCUGUGUUCUGAUAAAGGAAACUAUUAAAAUCGCCUAUUCUUGCGCAGAAAAACAUUUUCCUACCGUUUCUUUUUCAAGAAAAAACUUUUUCCAGGCUGAUAUUUUUGGGAAACUUGCCGAGAACAAAGAAUUUUGAACCAGUUUAAAAAAAUUGUCAGAAAUUCUCAUUUAAUUCUUUCUCAUGAGUUCUUUGUGCUUGAGACAGAAUCGAACGUCAUAAAAAAAGCUAAAGAAGCCUUAUAAUCCUAAUAGUGAAAAAAUUCGGAAAUUCGAAAAUAUCUUUUCUUUAUUUUGGUGCAUUUCUCAUACUUUCUUUUAUCGCAGAGCGUUUGAGGGAAAAAGAUCAUUUUGUGGGUAUAGUUUUUAAUUAAAUUGAACUCCUUGAAAAAAUAAGGCACUGAAGAUACAAGAAGCUUCUUUUAUGAAUUUCUCAGAGACCGAGCUUUUGAGUGUUUGUAACGAAGGCGAGCACACGACCGCUGCGCUACGAAAACCUAUUUGUGGAUUCUCCGAAUUCAGGUGCCGAGUCUUCGGAUCAGUUCCAAGUAGAAGUUGGCACAAUAAUGAGACGUUCGACGACUUCGAGGGGCGACGACCAUCAGGACAUUUUUCAGUUCGUUGCCUAUAUUUGAAAAAAAUGUUUGUGUUUCUCAGAAAUUAAUAAGUGAUAAAGUUAAUUAGAAAAUGUGACGGUUUUUUUUAUUCCCCAUUUUUAUUGAAAAAUUGGGAUAAUUGAUGAAGCAACCGUUUUGCAGCCGAUAAGCUAUUCCAGAUGGUUUGAAGCUAACUGAGAAUAUAACGAAAAUAAAUGCCCAAAAGGAAAAACGGUUAAAGUUGCCACUAAUGAACAUACGUGUAUGAAACUCUCAGUUAUUAUUUCUUUUUUUUUAAACUGAAAACUCUUCAGUCUCAUUUAUUUUUCUGUUACCCGAUCUCAGCUUCAAUAUUUUCUUAUUUUAGUCGUCGAAUAUCUCCAUCUUUUCUUUUCCAGCAAUGAAAAGAGUCAGGAAAUGAAGUUUGGAAGGAGGCCUUUUCGACUAUUUUUCGAUUCAUGUUUGACCUUACCUGGAAUCAAACUAUUCUAUCCAUAUUCAUUUAUUCGUUUUCUUGAUCUACUAAUUUCAAGGCCGAUAGACGCUUUGGAGGCAGAAGGACGGUACACGUUGCCGAAAAAUGGCAUCAACAACUUGAACGGCGCCUAUUCUUCUCACAGGUUCAAAAUUCCUCGUUCCGCAUAACUUUCUCUUUUUGAAGGCUGGCUCCAAGACGCUCAAACGUUACUUAUGGUUAUACUAACAGGUAUCUUGACGGAAUAAGAGAAUAUUAUAAAUUGUGAGAAUAUUCUCUAGAAAAUGGAAAAGGAAAAAAAAGAAGUUCUGAAAAAAUAUUUUUGAAUUAUUUCUAUGAGUUUUUAUUAAAAAUAUCAAUGUAGAACUAGUACCUGCAAUGCUAGGAGUUUUUCAGAUCGGCAAAUAACAAUAGGAAUUCAAAUAGGUUUGAACAAAGAAACGAAGGUUUCAACCGCAGGAAUCCUCACGAGAAGUAAGCCAAAAAGUUGGAAGCAGAGUUGAAAUUUGAUUUCAGUGAUUACCACGGCCAAAGCUUUCGAGACACGCCGACAAACCAAAAUCGGAGGUUUUCCAAAGUUUUCUACACGAACAGCCCAAGAAUUUUACGUUCAGAAAUCCCGAUUACGUAACUCCGACACGAGGCAACGAUAUGUACAAUAGGAGGAAUCAGAAUGAAGGUUUCGCAGUCAUUUAGAAGUAGUCGUGAUAUCCAGAAAUCAUGUAUAAAUAGUGAAGUUCAUUGAGGACAUUUUGAAUUCACUUCUCGUUCUGCCUUUUCGAAAAAAAAAAUAUUUCAACGAUUUUCAAUGGUUCCCAACGAUGCUGUGAGGAACUUUUGUUCUGAAUGUACCAUAAUGAUGCCUAAUAGUUCAGGAGUUCGAGAGCUGAUAAGAUCGAACAACGACUCCUACGGACUGGUGACUCCGCCCAUCUCGACGCAGGCUUCGAGGGAGCGCAACUUGGCCGACGACUACCACUCGAGAGCCGCCGUCCGCAACCUCUCUUCGCAGUGUAUGCAGCCGUCGAGCUACUACGACGACACUCCAUAUAAACAGAACGUCCCACAGAACGGCGUUCCUCGCGUUUAUUACGCUGAAAAAGAGCCGCAGUCCUCAAUUCGAAGAUAUCCCAACGGAGCAGGAAACAGCGACCGCGGAACGUCUUCUGGAAAGUCGCUCAAUGGGUCAAAAGAAGACGAUUCUUUGAGACUCGUUUCGGCAAUUUCCAACGUCUCCUCGAUUGAGACACGGCAUGGACCGGGGGACCAUUCUGAAGAAGACGGGUCUCCCAGAAAGAACGACGGCGACUUCGGAUCUCAGAGGAGGGUGUUCCCUUCUAACUACUCGCCCAUGUCGUUCCAAACUUUGAGAGGGGAAACUUCUCAGAACUUGUAUGAUGACUACGAAGAAGAAGAUCUCCGCGAAAGUCCCGAAUCCAUCGAGUUCCAACGUCUCGAAGGGAUUUUCGACACAAGUCGUUUCGAGUCUUCCACUGCGCGAAUGGGUAUGAGCUCAAAGAAUAUUCGGAAAGUUUUUCUUUCCCGUAGUUUUCGCACUCUUGGCCUCGAUUUGCAAUUUGCUCCGCGUCGUUAUUAGCUAGAACUGAAAACAAAAAUCAAUUCUCAAAAAACUACUUUUUUUUUCGCGUGAAACGGUUCUCUUCUCAUUUUUCAAAAGUUUCCCUUUUUAUAUCUGAAUUUGAAAUUGAAUAUCUGAACGUUGAUAACUAUCAAUUUUCAAAUCUUCCUCGGUUAUUUUCUUUCGUAUUAAUUUAGAAAGGAGAAGCAUACAUUGUUGAAAAAAUGAGGAAAGUUGAUAGAAGGACAGGUUUUUAUUGAAAAUUGAUAACCUUUUUCCGCGCUCAAAUUAAUAAUAAAUAAAACCCUAGUCGCCAUCGUGGGGGAGCCACGAAACAAAAGGAUUUGGGUUCCCCCCGCAGUUUUUCAAAAUGUAAUCAACCUGAACUCAACAAAAGUUGAAAAUUCAAUCCAUCAAAAAUUUUUAAAUCUGAAAAACACAUUCCCAAAUUGCGUGCAAAAAAAACGCUUGUGUUUUAUAGUCUGUUCAGAUUUUGAAUAUCAAGCAGCUAACUCCACCCCCAAGGCUACAAUAUCUUACUUGUCAAUGUUUUAUAUCCAGAGGACGAUGAACCUUUAAUAAGGCUGCAUUUUGACUUCUUUUUCUAUCUUUUAGAUCAAAAAAGAUCAAAAUUAGUCCCGCGCGAUAAAACAUCGACGCAAAAAGGUACCGUCUCAACAGGGGCGGAGUUAGCUGGUUGAAAUUCAGAAUCUGAACAGACUAUAAGAAAGGCACACAAUUUGGGAAGCGAAAAACUUCGAAAAUUUUCAUCCCAGGGCAUACAAUUUUUUCGGUUCCCGGACAGAAUUUUUUUUUUUGUGAAAAAUUUUUUAUUUUGUUUCGAUCUGGAAAUGACUUAGUAGAUGUAAAAAUGCGUGCUAAUCACGAUUUUACUAGUUUCGAGCCAAAAAAAAACAGAAGAUAAAAAAGUUAUUUGGGAAACUCACCCAAAAUUUCAUAUUUUGGAUUUUUCGGGUCUUAGAUGGAAAAUUCGCUUAAUCCAUGUUUGGCUCAAUAGAUAGAGUAUUUUUUUGUGGUUUUGAUGAAGGCGAGAGAAAACGCCGGCUCGCAACGUCAUAUACUGGUUUUGAUUUUUUUGAGUUUCGUUGAUUUUUUGUGGAUAUAUAGAUUUUUGAAGGGUUCUACCGUAUUUGUCUAUCGAUUUUUUUAUCCAAUAAGAAGAGAUAUUUUCAAAUUGUUUUUUUGAAAAUGUAAAACGAUAAGAGAGAAAGUGUGUACUACAGUCAGAGGCUUCCCAGAGAAAAAAAGAAAACCCCAUUUUCGCAAAUUUUCGUUUAACUAGUUUAUAUACAAUUUUUUCUGCGCGCGAACGUCAUUUUUUCGUAUUCUGAUACGCUGCUCUCUAUUUUGAGAUUGAACAAGUAAUUGAUAAAAAAACUAUAAAACUACAAAGGCUGCCCAUUUUCGAAACGCGUCAUUUUUCGAAAUCAAGUAGCUUUAUCUAUGGGAUUUGGUAUGUACUUUUUCAAGUUGCAGAAGCGAUUCGGGAGGAAAUGAAACGUCGGGAAAUUCAGUUCGAAGUGAUGCGAGAAUACCAAAGGCAAGCCGAAUCGAGCGAGAGAUUGCGCGCAGAACUCAGCAGGUGGGAUCUUCAUUUGGGUUGAAAAAUUCCGAAAUAAGUUCAUAUAAUCUUUUUAUUAUCAGGAGAGAAAGAGAGCGUAGGACACAUUUUUUUUCGGAAUUUGACUUUUUUUCGAUUUCCCGGAAACCAUGGUGACGAUCGUGAUUUUUUCGAGAGCAUCGCUUUCAUAUGAAAUGCCGGAAUCCGCAGUUUUAGAGCGACUCAAGAAUCUGGCCGUUUUGAAGUCAUCAUUGUUCUGUAAUUAAUUUUAUAUUUAAUUUUAUACUUUCUCAAUUAUUCAGUCUUUUCCUUCUUAAUUGUUUUUUCCGAGUGCUCAGAAUCUAUGACACGCUAUAAAUAACCUUCAAUUCAUUUUUGAAUGACAUAAAUUUUUCAGAAACUGUCGGUCUCCGAGCGGCAAUCGAGAUUUUGAGUGCGAGUUGCAGUUCAGAAGGUCGAACAGUCCCCAGCGUCGUCUGGAGUACGACGACAACUCCAGAAGACGACGCGACUUAGAACUCCCGCCGCCAUCGAUGACGGUGCAAAGCCGCGGAGUUCACCCAAUAAGUGGAGCUGAAUCGUGGCAAAUCUUCCCACGGGACGCUUCUGUCGAGCCGGAGUUCGAUCCUGUGACGUCACCCUGGACGACGACGACUGCGAAAAUUCAGAAGUCUGCUGAAAGCUUUGAGGAAGAUGGUUAGUUCGUUUUUUUUGCUUCGAACUUCGGCGCAAACUUGGAAAAGAAACUUCUUUAAUCUUUUAUUUUUUCGAAGUUUGUGCUCUUGGAGUUCUAAUUUUUUUGAAAAUCAAUCAUAAGAAGAUCUUUUCCUCUUGUCGUGUAGGAGUUUCCGGCAAUUUCACAGGCAAAGUCCAAAUGACCUUAAAAAGAUCUUAAAAAGAAGAGCCUAAAGCUUCUCUUUGAGUUCUUAAAAAGGUGUCAAAAGUUUCUCGGAAUCGCCUUUUUUUUUAUUUUUUUUGUCUCCUUUUUUACCUCCUUGAAAAGUCGUUUUCAGAAAAAGGUCUCGAAAAAAGACGCCUUUGAGGCCUUUUUUUCCAAAAGUUCUUUUUGAGACCUUUCGGACUUUGCCCGUGUUCAUUCCACUUCAAUACAUUUUUCUUAAACUUUAAUUCUCACUGGUCAGUUUAAUAUUUUUAUCGGCUUUCUUUUCGAAAUAACGUAGCGAAGAUUCGGUAGAUACCUUUUUUUCGUAGAAAGAACUCAGAAAAUAUGAUAUGUUCCGUUGAAAACGUUCUGGUGUAUCCUAUUCAGAACUUCUUUGUUUGAAGGAGCAUGAAAAAGUUUUGAAGUUUUUUUUCGUGUUUUUUUUGAAAAUAACAACAGUACAACAAGGGUUUUUAAAACGACCGUAUCAACGCUUCUGAAAGUUGCAGUAAUGUUUUUCUAACUGGCUUUAGCCCAUUUCUCAACUUUUUCGAUUCCAUUCUCCAUCUGAAAGUUUUUGGACGGCUUCUAUCUUGAAAGUUCUGCAAUUGCUCAUACUAUUGCGAACGAAGGAAAGAGACGUCGGGCAGUGGCUGGGCAGACGAACAGACAAAUUCUCUUUUCCUUGUCCCUUGUUUCGAAACGCGUUCUCUCGCUCAACGCGACGUCUCUUAUCUUCGUUGCUCAUAUUAAGCGUUUAAAUAACGGGGUUUCUGUUGGAGAAAUCAUUUUUCCAUAUCAACUGAGUGCCUAAUGAUUGCUCGUUUUCAUGAUUCCACUAUUUGAAAUUUCAAAGAAUCAAUGGGAUCUUCCGAUUUUCCUUCUGCGUAUAAAUUGUCUCAAAAAAUGACCUGAGAGUUUCUUUACUAUAACAUAAUAGACUUGUUGCUGGAAGGACAGCAUCUGAGGAACCAAUAAAAGGUAAUGGCACAGCCCUUUACGCUUAUCACUUUUGACCCAUAGGUAAAGAUUUUUUCAUCGGAAUAUCUCCUUUUUUUUGAUGAAGUUGGAUAAAGUUGCGAUCUCUUUUUUUUUCGCGGAAGAAAUCGAUUCGAGGUUAUUUUGCAUGGUUCACAGUUUCAAGGAGAAAAACCUUCUAUUUCCUAGGAAAAAAAAUCCCCUUUUUUUGUCAUUUCAGAAAUAUAAAAUUGAGAAUCCAAAUUCCAAACGUGAAUUUAGCUCAUUUCUGUCCUUUUCUAUCACUAUUGGCACCAUCUUAUCUGAUUCCACGUUGUCAGAGUAAUUUCGGCGAAUUAGUCUCUGACUCUCCAAAGUUUCCGUUAUCUUCUCACUUCCUGACAGUUAACAUCAGAUUUUAUUUCUCAAAGGAACAAUUUUAUGCGCUUUUUUAAGCCGUAAAGUGAUUCGAAACUUAUUUAUCUAGCUUAUCAUUCGCCUUUUUUAUCGUUUUCUAACUUUCUGGACAAUAAAAAAAGUUGACAUUACAGUUUCAAAACAAUAAAACUCGGCAGAUCUUAUUCCUGCAAUUAUGUUCAAUCUCCAAAAGCAAUUGGAUACGAAAGCACCUCCCAGUGGAAGAAAGGGUAAAAUUGUUUGAAAAUAUGGGUUUAAAAUUCACAACCAUCAUUUUAAUAAAUAUUCAUUUGGGAAAGAAACUUCCAUUUCUCCGAAAACUAGGACACUGUUUUCCUGUGUGUUGAUGGUCAAGAUUUCAUCACAAAACGGGAAAUACCUAAGUGAUACGAAUUGUUGAUACAUUCGUUUUCUGGUCAAAAAAAAAACCAACUUUUAAACGGUCUCUUGCAAAUUCAGCCUUCAGACUAUUUUUGUUCUGGCAAAUAUUAGGUUUCCAUUUCAAAAUACCUACUGGGUCAGUGAUAACUUUCUGAGUUUUUUUCGGUGGUCUGAGAAUGGAAAACUUCAGGAAAAAACCAACGGCGCCGACAAAAUCAAAGGAAUGCCCGAGCGCAGAGUGAGGCGGUUUCUGAACCGGCCGUUCCUUCGCCUCCGACCAACUCGGCGGCCCAAGUUCCUCCACAAAUCGGCACGGUUCGCAGCCGAGAAGAUCAAUAACUUAGUGCUGACCCUCGAAAUUUCCAGCCGCCGACUGCCGAAAUCGAUCCGAGGUCUCCAAAAAGCGUUGUCGCCGCCAAGCUGGCGCCAGCUGAUCGAACCAACAAACAGAAGGUGUUUUUGAAAAAAAAAUGGAAAGAAAGAAGAAGAAAUGGAAUAGUUUUGAAUGAUGUUAUCGAAGGCUUGUGACUGAGUCCGAACUGGAACUUUUCUUUAAAUUUUUUUUUUUGAUUAACAUGAUUAUUUGAGUCACUGAACUUUCAAGUUUAAUUUUAAAAAAAAUGUUUUUUUCCAACAGCCAGUCCAAAAAGGAUUCAUUCUAUAUAACCUAAAGCGGAAAGGAUCUUUGCCAAAUUUGGAAAAAGCUUUGUGGAAUGCUCCCUAAACCUUUGCUCAUGUGAUUCUGUUUCAGUUCAAUCUGCUAAGCAACUUCUGGGAUAUCAAAAUCGGCCACAAGAUCGUCUACAAGUACGACGUCGAAGUGAGCGGCGUGACGAAAAAUCAGCGAAAAGUCGGCUUCACGAAAGGAGCCAGAGACGAGUGAGUUCGGAAAGCUGGUUCGGGUCGGGACACUGGAUUCAGCGGUCCGAAGACGAAUCGACAGCGGCUGUGUCUGGCCGCGUUGCGAGCCGCUCUGCAGGCCUACGGCGCCUUCCGGACUAUGGCCGCCACGGUGUACGACGGCGCCGCGCAGCUCUACACUUCCGAAGACAUGGCCGAGGCCCUCAAGCAGGUCUCUUUUGAUGUCCAGCAAUAAUUGGAGGGUUGACUGAGGAAUAAGAAGCUGCGAGAAAGAACUUUGGAACAUUUCUAACGAUCCAAGAGAUAUGAACAACUAAACUGAGCCGAAAAGUCUCAUCUUCAUUGAAAUAGGAACUGAAGUCUGAAAAAAUCUAAAAAAGCCAGACGCUACGAACGCUAACAAUUCUUUACGAAACCAAUUUCGAAAGAAAAAAAAGCUUCAUUUCACAAGAUUUUAGCUUUUCCCGAGUAAAGUUGGACAAACUUUUCGAAAAAAUUCAGCAAAUAUUUUUUAUGUCUUGAAAAGGCUGCUGUAAGACUUUUCUUGAUAAAAUUUCCCACGUUGCAGUAUUUUUUUGAAGUUUAUUUAUUCUAAUUCACAGCAAUGAAAAAAAUAACUUGAAAAAUACAAAAAUACACUAAUUUUCUUUGUACCAUAGCCGAAAUCGCAAUAAAAUUUGAGUUCAGUCUGGCGGAAUUUUCACGAUUCGAGUAGAAGAAUUGGAUGCGACGAUUCGGCAACUGAUCCGCGACCCUGACAUGGAACACAUUGAGAUUCUGAUCCAGCCGUGCUACCAGGAAGGCGACCGUUUCGACAUCGGAGAUCUGGAUUCCGAAGUGAGAACUGAUCGAAAUUUUUCGAAAGAAAUUGUCUGACUCUAGACAAAUCCCAACAUGGCCGAGCUGAAACGGAGUCGGAAGAAUUUCCUGCACCUCCUGACGAAUCAGGACGCCUCCGUCAGGGCUGGAAUGACCGUGUUCGGUGGCGGCCAUCUGUAUAACAUGAACGACAGGGGACGACCCAUCGGAAAGGGAUUCGAGCAACGCCAAGGAAUGGACAAGGGCAUCAAGUGAGCUGCAAUUCUUAACACAAGAUUUAUCAAGGACAAGAAGAGCUGGAAAGGCUUAGAUGAUGACUUUUUCGUUGGUAAAUACAGCUGGUUCACUUGAGCCAUAAAAGGGUCCUGACACGAUAGUAAAAGAGACAGCACCUGGCUGCUGGAGAGCGCAGACAGGCCACGCCUCCUUAGUGUCCCAAACUAGCCGUGAAUCGGCUCAACCAAAAAGUGUCUCGAAACCCGACAGGAAAAAUUUACUUUUCAAAAAGUUCUAAUGAAUUUGAAUGGAAGUUUUUUGUCGACUUGUAGUAUUGAAUCGAACCUUUAAUUCAAGUUCUAUAAAGUUUUUUUGCAGAUUCAUCGAGAACAAGAAGAGCAAAUCAGGUGGAGCUUCAGCCGCAAUGAUUUUGGAUUGUAGGAGAACAUUUGUUUUUAAUUCUCAUGUAGGAUGUGUUAAGCCAAAGUCGGAACCUUUUUCAAAAAUCAGUCGCUGGCGAACUCUCUGCUAGAAACGGUCAGCGGCGGUCUCGGCAUGUCGUUCGCCAGAGAUGAAAGAGGCCGUGUGAUUGAUCCAAAAUGGACGAAAAUCAAUCGAUAUGUGAAGGGUGAGAUCAAAGUCGUGAGACAGAAUGAGCCGUUCUUUUUGGAGGACUUCGAGUCGAAACGCUCGCAGGAAACAUGACGAUGAUCGCCAGUGGAAUUUCCGACGUUCCCAUUUCCCAACUGACCGAAGAGCCUUUCAAUCCGAAAAAGUGGGUUGGAAGUUGUGAUGCUGAAUAUGGUUAGGAAAGUGUCUGAGGUCAAACUUUCGACUGGAUCCAAACUUUCCUAGUAGAAAAAAUAGGAAAAGUAGAAAAAUCCUGUCGAAAAAUUGUGUGAAUAGAAUAUGUAUGGAUAGAAUACCUAAGACUACUUCCCACUGAAGUUUGAACUAGAUCUGCGAUAUAUGUACACCUCGAAAACUUCAAUAAAGUGCCAUGCAAACUUGAAUCUCUUCAAAAAACAAUUAUUGGAUGGCCUAUGGGAAACUAAUUUCUUCAUCUUGCAGAGACAAAAGCGCAUCUUCGCAGCGGCCCGUCUACGUUCUACAGAAGUUCGAGGAUCUGACCAACCGUCAUUACGACAGAAAUCUUCCGGCCGUUGUUUUCCGCAGAGCCACCGGCGUAGUCUUCUAUCCCAUCGAGGAGCUUAUCGUCUCCAAGAACCAACGUGUUCCCAACCAGAAGUUGGACAUCAAGGUCCAGUUCUGUUGAAACGAAAGACUUGUUUGAUGACGAGUUUUUGAAGAUUUCUAACCCUUCAUAUGAACUAACAGAAAAAAUUCCCAAUUUUUCAAUUUUUACAAGCUCAGUGACGAUUGCUUGAUUUUUUUUUCUGAUCCAACCCACUUGCUCUGACUCGAAAUUCCAUUGUCGCACUUGGAAUGGCUCAGAAUCUUGAGGUGGGGAUCAGGUAUACAGUCGACUCGAAAGUCGUUUUCAUUUGAAUGCUCUUUUUUAAGGCGAAAUUACUGCUCGAGCCAUUCCAAGUGCGACCAUUAGCUUCAGUACAUGAACGUAUUACGAUCCAAUCUAUUUCAAUCAAAAAAGGAAGUUUUGCAUUUCAGCCAGCUCCAGUGAAGCCCGAACUGCGGUGGAAUCAGAUUUUGGAGUCCCUGGCGGCACUGAAUCUCCACUCCGGCGGAUCGAGGAACGAAUUUCUCAGAAUGUUGGUUUUGAAGCAUGCGGAAAGAACUGGAAGUUUGCCAUUCCAGGUUUGGCGUGACUUUGUCGGCGAGUCCCAAAAUGGUGGAAGGAUUCCGGCGGCCGAUGCCCCGAGUCGUCUACGGCGGAAAAGUUGAGCCUGAGUACAAUCAGGCCAGGGUGAGUUUGGAAAUGAGUGGAAAAGGGAGAUCGCAUUCGAAAUAUUGCACGAUUCUAAUCGAAAAUGACCGUCUUGAAAAAAUGAGGAUUCAGGCGAGUUGGGAGUCCCGCGGGCAGAAGAUGGUGAUCAAUGGCCAGGCGGAUCUCAUCAUCAUUGCCCACACUUGCCAUCCUAGCAUUGCUGCGUGAGUUUUGAAGUCUUCUUUUCUCUGAAAUAUGUGCAAAAAAUAAAAUUUUGGACAAAACCUCAGACACUUUUCUUUUUCGAAAAUUGAAUAAUUCGAAAUUUUUUGCACACUACUCCAUGAUUAUAUUACAGAGAUGUGAAGAACGUUCUGGAAAAGGCAUGUGCCCAGGCGGGAAUCAAAGUGGGAAAAUGGUUCGCCCGGCCGAUUCCGCAGCCGAUGCGACGGCAAAAAGAGUUCCUCAAUGCUGUAGGAGCUUCGUUUUCUUUCUUUUACUCAAAAUGAACUUUUGAGGUUUUCGAAAAAGCUUCUGAAUCCUCUGUAUCUGCCGUCAUCUUCAUCGAUGAUCGCGAUUCUCCUUCCCAUGGUUUCUUUCCUUUUUCUCAUUUUUUGUAAACUUUCAAGCAAAAUCUCACUAACUUUCAAUUUUCAAGCAUUUAAAAAAAAAGAACUUUGAUAAAAAUAAGGUUGGAAAGAUACUUCAAUUAAAUAUGAAAAUUGUUCAUAGAUCUUUUUUCCUUGCUCUCAAAUGAGUUUCAUGUUGAAGAUCUUCUGAAACUAAUGGAGAGAAGACAUCUUGUUCCAAGCCAGCAAAUCACAACCGAAGUCGCAAAAAUGAUGUACAAGUGAGUUUUUUAUUCCUCGUGAAUUCACGGCGUUUUCUGCUAGGGGAAGUAAAUGAAAACAAAAAAGCGGGGGGCGGCGUCGAAACCUCCGUCGUUCCCAUGUGAUGUCAUGGGAACGGCGGAGUUUUCGACUCUGACCGUAAAUAACAGGACAAUAACAGGGCAUAUGAAAGGUGCAUGCGAGCGCACUUUCAUGGGUCUUUGAGACGAAUCGCACUAAGAAUAACUGACGAGAUAAACGCGAGGUCGGUGACGGUACAUUGACGAGCUCGCAAACAUCUCGCUUUUUUCUAGGCGCGAUCUCGCAUUUAUCUUGCAUUUCGGAAAUUUUCAAAAUGCGAGAGAAAUGCGAGCUCGCGCCUAGAAAAGUGCGAGCUUGCGCCCAGAAAAAUGCGACCGGCGCGAGAAGAAAAGCGAGAUGUUUGCGAGCUCGUCAAUGUACCGCCAGCGUCUCGCGUUUAUCUCGGCAGUUAUUCUUAGUGCGAUUUCUCACUAAAUAAGAGCCAUUUUUCUGUGCGAGACCGUCGUAGUGUAUGCACAUGACACACGACACUUUACAUUUUUUUUUACUUAUUUUGAUUAAUUAAAAAAUUUUCCAGGCAACCGAAGACGACGACGAACAUCAUCCGCAAGCUGAAUUUGAAGCUCAACGGCUUCAACAACGAAGUCAUUCCAGAGGCCUAUGCGUUAGUCCGAACCGGUCUGAAAGGCUUGAAAAUGAUCGGAAUUUUCAGGAAAAACCAUUGGAUGGCCAACAAACCCAUCUUGGUCAUAGGAUACGAUGUCGCCCAUCCCGGACCUCAGCCUCCGGGAGAAAUUCAGGCCAAGUUGCCCCCGUCGCAGGCUUCUGUCGUUGGUGUGAGUUUCCGGAUAGCCCAGCAGAAUCACAUUGAAAAUACAAAAUAUGAGAAUUUCUAGAAGGGAAUUCUUUAGGCAGGGUCCUCAAGUCGUCAUGAGACAUUCUAGAAUCAGCUUUAUAUGAGCGCUAUGCUUCAACAUACAUAAUAAUCAACAUUCUGUGCUUUCUUUUCUAUGGAGUCCUUUUUCGGUCUCAUUAUGCUCGACAGACUUUUUUCUGGAACCCUGAAAUGUACACUCUAAAUUCUUUCCUAGUAAGACCGAAAAUAAUCAGGAGUAUCUGGCAAAAAAAGUAUUUUCUACAAUUAUCUUCCAGUUUUCGUUCAACGGCGGAGUGCAUAAAGAAGCCUUUGUCGGCGAUUUCCACUUCCAGUUGCCUCGAUCUGAAAGAGUUUGACCUGGAACGUCUAGCCGCGAUCAUAGUUCAUUUUUCAGGUCGAGGACAAAGUUUUGAUCGAUCGGAUGAAGUGGAUGCUUCGCAGCUACAUAAAAAAUCGAGGCGUUUGGCCCGAGUCGAUUCUUGUGAUUCGCGACGGCGUCUCCGAAGGACAAUAUCAGAUGGUGAGCAGUGCGAACAGCUGAAAAAGUUGGAGUCCUGUCAGAAGUGAUUCUCUAGGAAAGUUGCGAGGCUUUAUUAGAGAAAUCGCUUGAAAAAUAUCGCAAAAAUGCAGAUAUCUGAUGCUAAAAAAAAUGAAAAUAAUUUGAAGAACAAUAGAAAAUAGUAUAUAAAAAUACGUGCGUGGCGCGAUUUCGAAGAGAAAAACGUAUUACGAGUGACACCUGUUCCCUUGAUUGGAAAUCGAUUGAAAAAAAUUCAGUAAAAAAUAACUUUUCGUUUUUUCGAGGAAAAGCUGUUUAGACCUAAUAGGAAAAGAAAAUGAAAUCGGAGAAAAAAGAAUCGGAGCCAAAAACCGUCUUUUUCUUCGUUCAGGCGAUGGAAGAAGAACUCGGAGCGUUGCGGAUCGGCUGUGAGGAGUACGGUAACUUGCACGGUCGGGAGAAUUGGUCGCCGCCUUUUGGACUCAUUAUUGUCACGAAACGCAACGCCGCUCGUUUCUUCUCCCAGCGAAACGGUUUGUCAACGGAUUCUCUUCGGCCUACUUUGCACCUGGUUUAAACUUCAUUUAUAAAAUGAUCGAAAAAUGAGGAAAUGCGUUUUAAAAAAUGCCAAAUGAAGAAGGUGUUUGAAAAAUGGAUCUAAUAAAGCAAUAGAAUCUUUCACGAAUAAUGUGAACGUGAAGUAGAAGACGUUUCGUUAGUUUUUUCAUUUCCUUUUCUGGAGUUCCUCAGUCUUUUCAUUUACAGUUUUCGGUUAUAUAAGGUUAGUCGGGAUUGAAGUUUUCUAUUUUGAUAGAAUCGUGAAAUAUCACUUUUUUUUCAAGAUAAGUACAAGCUUUUUAACGGGUAUUUCUUGCGAGACACGUUAAACUUGGUGUAUCCGCUCCUCUGCACAUUUUCCCGAUAAAAUGAAAUUGCGAUUGGCUUUGAGAUUUCAGGGUUUUUUUGGCGGCUCAAAGUAGGGUUUCAAAGACGGGACAAAAAAAGUCUCCCAGAGGGAAAACUUUUUUUAAAUCUUCAAAUGUAGAAAGAAGCGAAGAAGAGGCGAGUUUCAGGCCGAGUCGAGAAUGUCCAACCCCUGAUGACCAUCGACCAAGACGUCGUCCGGCCCAACGUCAACGAGGUCUACAUGGUGACGUCACACGCGAUUCAAGGGACCGCCAAGCCGAUUUGCUACCAACUUCUGGUCAACGAGAUCGGAAUCGAGAAUAUGGACGCUUUUCAAGCGCUGCUUACUGCCCUCACGUAUACACAUCAGGUCCGAUUUAGGGAGAGACAAAUUGAGGCACUUCAUUACUACUCAAUUACAGUGAAAAAGAGAGUUGUCUAGAAAUCCGCUCAUGAUGAAGGUAGUUUUACUACAAAAAAUUCGAAACUUGCCAAGAAAAUUCCUCUAUAAACCAGAGGCAGCUCCUGGGAGACUUAACCUACACAUCUUCCUGGCUUCCGAGAAAUAAGGGCUCGGAGCCCCGGAAUAGCUUAUUUUAACGAAUUUUGAGAUUUUCUUUGAAUUUUUGUACGCAAAAAUAGUCACAACUUGAAACAGUCUGACCUGUCUGCGUCUCUUUACUCUCACCGGUGUCGUGGAAACGUGAGAGCUGCUCGUAACACGAGAGUUUGUGAAGAGAGUGCAGAGUAGUUAAAAAAUUUCAAGUUUUUUUCAGUUUGGGAAAGCGGCGAGUUAAGCCUUAAGAAUACAUAAGAACUUGAAUCUCAAAUCAAUACCCAGUGACGUCAUCGUCUUUAUAUCUUUAAGCUCUGGUAAUUUCGUAUAAGUUCGCGUUUAGUUUUUCUUUUUUCAUACGGAAAAGUUGUCCACUGAAUAAGGCCUCUUGCAUUGCUUGAGCCUGUUUCUAGUUGGCAGCCUACCUCUUUUAAAUCGAAAAAAGACCAUAAGAUUUUCAAAAAAUGAACAGAGUACAAGAAAAAAGAAACGAUGACGUCACUAAGAAGCGAUAUGAGAUUUAAAAAAUUUCCUGACCUAACAAGAAGGUCAUCUAACUUUGAGGUCGAGAAUUUCAUGAAAGUUGGCCAGGCCAGGCCAGUCCUAGGUGUACCAGAAAAAAAAUUCCGAAAGUCCUUACCUGCCCAAUUUCUAGAAAAAAAAUUUAUAUGGAAAUUUUAUGAAAUUGCUCGUUUCAGAUCAAUGAUUCGCCGAUCAGUAUUCCGGAGCCGGUGUUCCAGGCAGAUGAAUGGGCGAAACGCGGAAACAACAUGUGGAAAGUCUACAAGUGGGUGGAAGUUGCCUCGGAAAUGUUGCAAUAUCAGUGUUCAGCGAAUAUUACCAAAUGUCGCGUCUGCCCCACAACGGCGAGUACUCCUCGCCGCCCAUCGACUACGAUCGCAUGACCGAGACUUUGUCGUAUUGGAACACGAAGUUCUCGAAUUCGAGGAUCAACGCCUAG